CCGCCUACUCAAGCUCAUUCUGCUGAAGCUGAACGCGCUAAACGUACUGUCCGGUUACAAGACCGGCUACUAGAACUCACAAUACAUUAUGAUACUUCAUUAUAAUUACGGAUUUUUGGGAUUAUCAUAAAAAGUACGCUCUUUUAAUCGUAUCCCAUCUGCAUGAACGGCUCUUAGUCUACUUGCCCAGACAGCAUGUUCAGAGUGAGGCCAAGGUAGCUUCUCAGACCCAGAUAACCAGCAGAUAACCAGCAGGCCUGGUGGAGAGAACCAGCACAGACCCAGAGAGAGGAACGUCAGUGCCAGGACAGAGCCCAGAAAGAGGGAGGAGAGAGCCCCAAAAAAGUAUUGACGGACAGGCGAGGGGAAGAAGAGAUCCAGGGAUUAGGGGCUCAUCCAGGCUACGACCAAUCCCCUGAGGAGACCCCCUUUUUCCUUCUGAAAACUCAGACAGCUGCCGGGAUUACUGCAUUAAACUUAUUACCCUUUAUUAGAGACUGUUUUUGUUAUUUUUUCUGAAACCAACUGGUGCUCAAUUUCAGCCCUGCGCUAUCAGAUGCCUGGAGUGUGGGCGGCUGGAUUUGUGUAACUCUGAAAACAAAGGAUCAGAAGGAGAGGAGGAGGACAGAGCAGGGCAUGGGGGGAUUCUGGAACGUGUAGGAGACAUCUAGGAGCGUUCCUUAAAGACGUGUGGGGAUAAACCUUCGGGCUCCAGCUGUGUCUGCGGGAGUCAGACGAGAGGUCAAAAAGUCUCUCUCUCUCUCUUUCUCUUUCUUUCAACCAUGAGAGAGAAUCUGCUUUGCUUCACAUUCACACACAAGCUGAGCAGUGCCUGAUUGCUUUUGCCUCUGCAGCUCACAGUCACAUAGGAGAGUUAGUCAGAGAUGUUGAGGUGGUGGCUUGAACUGUAAGUAUAUGAAGUCUGGUUAUGAGUGUCUGGUUCAUGCUCUCGAGAGGUUAAGACUAUCUCAAAUUCAACAUCACACCUAAUAGAAGUCUGUUGGUCUGAGAACCUUACCCUUGGCCAUCACCAUGAACCUGGGGAAGAUCCCUGGGUUGAAGGGCCUGGUGGCCGGCUCUCAGGGUAAACGUCAUUUCAAGGGUGACCUCACCUUGGACAUGAUCAGCCCUCCGCUGGGAGACUUCCGUCACACCAUGCACGUGGGCCGUGGAGGGGACGUGUUCGGGGACACUUCGUUCCUUAGCAAUCACGGCGGGGCCGCCAACGGAAACGAGGAUGAUGAUUCCGUCACAAGUCCUGACAACAAGAUCGGGGCUUUCUUCUCCCGGACCCUCCGGCAUGUUCGGAAGACACCAGAGCAUCCCAGGGUGGGGUCGAAGGACCUGUCCCCGCCACCCCCUCCCAUCUCCCCCAUCAUCAAGAACGCAGUGUCGCUCCCCCGGCUGGAUGUGGACGGCUGCCCUAUUAAAAACCUCUUCCACACCUCUCCUACCUCCCUGGAUGAGACCACUUAUGGUUAUGGUCUGGAGUCAGGUUUCGUUACUCUGCCCCGUCUCUCCCGCUCAGCGGAGCGUCAGUCGCAGCAGGGAGGCUCUAACUCCUGUACCCCCAACACCCACUGCGGCUCGCUCACCGACGUCUCUGCCCUCCUGUCCUCCUCCGCUGACCCGACCCUGACCACUGGCCCCAGUCACAUGACCCGGUUCGACUCCUUGUCCUCCAUGGCAUCCUUCACAUUCGACCUGGGGCCCUCCCUCAUGAGCGAGGUGUUCGGUUUGAUUGACAGCCCUAAUGGCCACCCAGAGCCCAGCCACGCCUGGGAGGCAGAAGAGGCGGAAGAGCCAAGUGGCUCUGCGAUUGGGUUUGCGACCAAUGAAGGCUCGGAGAUGGACUCGGAGAUGGAUGCCACCACUGCCUCAUUGGUGGAUUCUCUGCUUCGAGAGGACUGUAGUAGCAGCAGGAAGAGUCCAUAUGGGAUGGAGUGGGAAGAGGAGGAAGAGGAGGCUAGGAGAAUGGAGGUGAAUGGAGGUGAGCAGCAUCUUAAAGGGGCAGUGCCUGAUUUAGUUAUGGGCUCCCCCUCUAGACAGAGGCCUGCUAUGGAGAGUGAGAGGUUCCAGGGUGCCACUGAUGUGCUGGGGGUGCUCUAUGGGGUUGGAGGGCUCCUGAAGGGGCAGCAGAGGAUGGAUCUGGAGGGAAAGGUGACCAUGUGCCAGACCAUGAAGAAAACCCCUUACAUCUGCAUUACAUCUGAUGAGGAGGAGGAGGAGGAAAUCAAAGUCUGAACUACAAUGACAGCCUCAAUUGUGUUUAACUAGAAUUACCUACAACAGAUGUCCCACUGGGCACACACUGGUUGAAUCAACGUUGUUUCCAUGUCAUUUCAAUUAAAUUACUUGAACCAACAUGAAAUAGACGUUGAAUUGACGUCUGUGCCCAGUGGGUUGUGAUUAUUGGUUAAUUCCUUGUAAAGUCUUGUUUUAAGAAACUGCCUCUAUUGACCUGACUCAGCUUUGAACCCUUCUUCAUCAUUUUCAAAUAUUCCUUUCAGAAAUGUCAUGUUAUGUCGUCAGGAGACUCACUUAAAGACUUUGAUUGUUCCCAAAUUGUUCCCAAAUUCACCCAAAUGUAAUGGAAAGUAUGUUUGUUGAAAGACUCAUUGAAAGAUUAUGGAUGCUGAAAGUUCCCCAAGCAAACAUGCUGUAUGGAAGGAGCUAGAACAGGCUAAUAAUAGCUAACUACAUGUCCUUUUAAAAGAGGUCACUGGAACCAGUGGAGAACAAAGAAAUAAAGAGAUGGGGUAGAAAGUGUGAGAAUGUACCAGAGAAAGUGGUUGGACACAGAGGAGUUACCAUGGAAACCGUAGGAGGUUGGUGGCACAUUAAUUGGGGAGAACAGGCUCGUGGUAAUGACUGAAGUGGAAUAGUAUCAAAUACAUUAAACACAUCUAUUUGCCAUCCAUGCCAUGCAUUUGUGCCGUUCCGGCCAUUAUUAUUAGCUGUUCUCCCCUCAGCAGCCUCAUGUGAUGUAAACACUAAAGACGUUGCUCAACAGUGUGUAAGUCUGUUAACAGCUGGUUAAAUAUAUACUGUGUGGACUUCCUGAGAAAAAUGCUCAGUGUGACUUCAUAUAACUAUUCAAGGCAAAAGGUAGGACACGAAGACAAAGUAGUAGCGGUUUCAACCCAACUUCAUCUUUCCCUCACCACCAACCAGUCCCAUGGAAAUUAACUACGCCUAUAGAGAGAUCUUAACUCUUAGCACGUGAUGUUAACUUCAGCAAAACAAUACUCUUUUGCCUGAAGAUUACACCCAAGACAAACACUUCAUUUUUGCUUAUUCUACCGAUACAGUAUGAAGCACAAACCAUGAGAAAUUCACUCAGAAAUGAAAUUGAAGAUAAUUUUGUACAAUGUAAUAAUCACAAGUAUAAUGUUGUUACAGUAUGUUUGUUAAUUCACAUAUUUACAUCAUACCCCAUUUAGACAUGUUUCCCAAAUUCAUUAUGGGUCUAGCUAACUCUCAUCUUGCUUUUCGAUGGGAUAGUCACCUGCUUGUCUGCUAUUCUGUCAACCAAUGGUUGAAUCCUAUUUUUAGACUAUAUUAAGAAAAACAGUGUCCCCCAUCCGCAUCAAUGUGCUGCUAUUGAUACCAAUGAUAUUUCUAUAAUGAUAAAUGAAAUAAAAUGUUUUUAAUAAGCA
Oncorhynchus tshawytscha (Chinook salmon) is the source of this 3659-nucleotide messenger RNA. RefSeq names its product CDC42 effector protein (Rho GTPase binding) 1a (gene cdc42ep1a). The coding region runs from base 1033 to 2244 and encodes 403 amino acids. The transcript has 4 exons. The record is from RefSeq and is a predicted model, not a curated record. Lineage: Eukaryota; Metazoa; Chordata; Actinopteri; Salmoniformes; Salmonidae.